Anoplophora glabripennis (Asian longhorned beetle) is the source of this 1242-nucleotide messenger RNA. RefSeq lists its product as uncharacterized. Gene Ontology annotation, molecular function: metal ion binding; RNA endonuclease activity; single-stranded DNA endonuclease activity. Gene Ontology annotation, biological process: apoptotic DNA fragmentation. The transcript is spliced from 5 exons. Bases 1 to 1242 code for a protein of 413 amino acids. Gene Ontology annotation, cellular component: nucleus; mitochondrial inner membrane. The record is from RefSeq and is a predicted model, not a curated record. NCBI's taxonomy places the organism in Eukaryota, Metazoa, Arthropoda, Insecta, Coleoptera, Cerambycidae.
AUGUACUUCAGACAUCUGUUGCUGUUUGUUCUUUGUGUCUUGAUCGUCCAAGUCAAGAGUGUGCAUGAUUUAGAAGGAUGUACUCUUGAUGUAGUGAGUGCAGAGAUAAAAAAAUUGUCGCCUCUGUUAUUUCGCAACCAUACAACUUACCUUGAGUUGGCGAUACCCGAGAAGGGAAAAGUUAAUUUAAAAAUGGGAGACGGAAUCACACUGGCUUGCCCUGGCAAGCGAAAUUAUUUGACCGCAACUAACUCGAAUUCUAGCUACGCUACCUGUAUCAAGGAAAAAGUAUUGAGAAUCGGAGAGGAGAGCUUGAAUUUUGACAUGUUGGAGUGUAAAAAUCGUGUAAAAAGUGAAGUUUUGAAAACUAACGUAAGGUGUGCCAACAAGAAAGGUUACAUUUCUGAAAUUGGUUUUCGCGUAACGGAAAAUGACUGGGCUACCUUUAUCAAAGUCUGCCACGAUAAUACCACAGGAGUGACUUUUUACAGCGAACAUUAUUUGUAUGGAAAUGAAGUAAAGUAUUCAGCAAAGGGCCAGGACCGUCCUAAUUUCAGCAAGGAGGGACUUGGAUCUAAUAUUUCUGAAGAGUCUUAUACUCGGAAGUCUCAGAAAUUUACAUUCGACUCAUUGUUGGGCUCAGAAGAGCUGGCGUCGUAUUAUCUAAACAACAAGUCGUACCUCGCCAGAGGCCACCUGUCACCCAAUGCGGAUUUCCUAUUAAUGAACUACAGACGUGCUACUUUCUACCUCAUCAAUGCAACUCCACAAUGGCAAGUCAUCAAUGCAGGCAACUGGAAGGCAAUAGAAGGCAUGGUCAAAAUGACUGCGGGAACUUACAAUCGCAACUUCACGAUAAUAACAGGUACUUACGGAGUUUUAGCUCUUCGCAACGUCAACAAUACCCCAACACCAAUUUAUUUAGUACCAGGAUCCAAGCUUCCAGUUCCGAACGUACUUUGGAAAAUCAUGUAUGACCAAAGAAGUCAGGAAGGGAUCGCUAUCGUCGUCGUAAAUAAUCCGUUUGCGGAGGAAAUGUCGAAAAAAGAUGUAUUGUGUGAAAAUGUCUGUGAUAAGUAUGGUUGGAGUAAGCCAAAUUGGGAUGAUGUUUACCGUGGAUUUAUAUAUUGCUGCGAUUUAGGCAAAUUCCUAAAGGCUGUUAAUACUGCUCCUCGCCUGAAAAUUAAAGGUGCAUUAUUUGGACCAAUUUGUUUGGACCAGUUUGAAUCAUUGGUAGACUAG